Messenger RNA from Rangifer tarandus platyrhynchus (Svalbard reindeer), 984 nucleotides. Lineage: Eukaryota; Metazoa; Chordata; Mammalia; Artiodactyla; Cervidae. The record is from the annotation of a GenBank genome assembly.
AUGUCGGCUGCCGUGGCGUGCCUGGACUACUUCGCCGCCGAGUGCUUGGUGUCCAUGUCCGCGGGUGCUGUGGUUCACCGCCGCCCGCCGGACCCCGAGGGCGCGGGCGGAGCGGCCAGCUCGGAGGUGGGUGCGGCGCCGCCGGAGUCCGCUCUGCCGGGUCCGGGGCCACCGGGGCCCGCGUCGGUCCCCCCGCUCCCCCAGGUCCCCGCCCCUAGCCCCGGCGCGGGCGGCGCCGCGCCCCACCUGCUGGCUGCAAGCGUCUUGGCUGACUUGCGCGGCGGCUCUGGUGGGGGCUUCGCAGAGUACUCCGGGGAAGUUCUGCGCGCCUCGUCCGGCUCCUCCGACCCGACCCCGUGCUCCGGCCCGACCCUGGGCUCCCAGCCAGCCUCGGCCUCCAGCGCAGCCGAGGUCUCGGAACCCAUGCACUCCUCCGGCGCGCUCGAGGUCCCUGGCGCGCCAGACGUCCCGGGAGCGCCUGCCCACCCUGGCGCGGUGUCUGGCGUGGCCCCUGGGGCCGGCCCCGCCCCCGCCACGGGUCCAGGCCCCCGUCGGAGGCCAGUAACACCUGCUGCCAAGCGCCAUCGCUGCCCCUUCCCGGGCUGCAACAAAGCCUAUUACAAGUCAUCACAUCUGAAGUCCCACCAGCGCACCCACACGGGUGAGCGCCCGUUCUCCUGCGACUGGCUCGACUGCGACAAGAAGUUUACGCGCUCCGACGAGCUGGCCCGCCACUACAGGACGCACACGGGCGAGAAACGCUUCUCCUGCCCACUCUGCCCCAAGCAGUUCUCUCGGAGCGACCACCUGACCAAGCACGCCCGCCGCCACCCAUCCUAUCAUCCUGACAUGAUCGAGUACCGGGGGCGCCGUCGCACCCCCCGCGUCGACCCGCAACCCGCCAACCUGGUGGACAGCUCCGGCUCCGUCCCCGGGCAGGUGCCCAGCUUCACCACCUGCUUGUCUGACAGUCACUGCUGUUAG